AUGUGGGUGAAGGUGCUGGUAAGGGUGCCAAGGGGUGGUCAAUGGGCAAGGGUUGAAAGGGUGCAGAGGAAUAGAAAUCCGGUGCAUCGCUUUUCUCCUCCAUAUUUUCAAAGCAGAAGAAGAACAAGAAGAAAAUCACAUAGUCGUUCUCAUCAAGCAAUAGUUCCUCUUGUCGUUCCUCAUCCUCCUCCACUUCAAGAAGAUCAUCAAGCAAUAGUUCCUUUUGAAAUUGCCGUUCCUCAUCCUCACUCACCUCAACACGAUGAUGCUGAAGUUCGUCAACCUGAUAUGAUCGUUGAUAAUCCGAGUGAAUUCGAGAUCAACCGUGGUUGGAUUGUAAAUAUUGUUCUCCAAGGCUUUGAGGAGGAAAUUGAAUAUAACGUGGGUUGUGUGGCUACCUUAGCUUUCAGUCAUUUCCUUACUUUGUUGAAUCAGCGUGUGCAUCUUCCAUUGAACUUUACUGAGUGGAACGUUGUAAUUGAAUAUGUGUCUCAUUUGCUCAAUGAUACAUUUUUUAUAUGCAAAACCAAGUCUAAGUCUCUCUUCGUACUUGCUGGGCACAGUGGAAGUGUGAUAUCUGGAAGUGAUGUAAUUCUCCUGAAUUCUCUCUAUCAGUCUCAGCAUCCACUGGGAAACAUGUUCAGUAUUUGA
This is a messenger RNA of Cicer arietinum (chickpea), 651 nucleotides long. The record is from RefSeq and is a predicted model, not a curated record. NCBI's taxonomy places the organism in Eukaryota, Viridiplantae, Streptophyta, Magnoliopsida, Fabales, Fabaceae.